AUGGCGUACAACAUGAAUCCGCUGGUCAUGAAAUGUCCUGUUCCGUUCCCAUCGACUGGCAUCAAAUGUCCUGCCUGCAACCGAAUCCAACGAGAUAGUUCCAGCUUCAAAACACAUGCUAGACGAGUUCAUAAGACCCUGGAUGUCCAAACCCCAUCAACGUGCUCUGCUUGCCAUCGUGAAUUCCCAACCUUCCGUGCUGGCUCCAUACAUUACGCUCGAAUACAUGGGGAAAAAUCCCGCAAAUCACCGCCAAAGACCGCCUCACAAGACUCAGUUGGUAUCCUGCCAUCCACUCCUGAGAUGCAUGACAUCCUGCGUCGAGUUAUCAACCGGUCGCCACCAACAACUUGUCUACCAGUACCUCGUUCUCCAAAGCAGCCCCAGUCACCCUCUACUCAGGACCUGAUCGCGGAAUUCUUGAACAAUUCCCCAACUCGUCCGUUCACACCUAUGUCACCAGCGCAACCAACAUCAAACUGCUCUACCGACUGCCCAAGACCUCCAACCCAAGAGAUCGCACCUCCCAUUCCUCUCCACAGCAGAACCACCAUCUGCCCCCAUCCCGAACCUCAAGUGAACCAGUUGAUCGAGUACCUCCGACAUGGGGGUAACAACCACGAACCCUCUCCCACACCAAGCGAUAGAUCCAGCCCAUCCUCCAGCCCUCAGUCGUCCGCACCACCUCGUGUGCUACACCGCCCUUCUGAGGCAGUCAGAAAUAUCAACGCUGACCUCGAGCGGCUCAAAGCCACCCUAGAAGAUGACCCUGAUGAUGACGCUCCCUCCCAGUCACCACCUCGCCCACCACCUCCGGAGCCUACUGUCCCAGACACCCAGGACCCACCACCCCAAGAUCACCAACAAGAUCCUCCCACCGUCCCUGCCAAUGCACCUAAUCCUCGCCAACCUCAGCAGUCCCCACAGAGGCCACCUGAUAUGAACAACUCUCAGGAUGCCCUCCUCCCUGAAACCCAGGAUGAAAACCUAACCGAAUUCCACCGCCACUGGUCCACGGUCUUCUCCUCCAACCUCUCAUGGGAUGAGUUCGCCGAACAGUGUGAAGUGUUUGCUGCUGCAACCAAAACGUUGGCCAUUUCCCUCAACCAACCACGAAACCCCCCUCCCACCGAAGGACACACCAACCAACCAAGACGACCUCCUAACGGCCGACCUGUCCAACAGUACAACCCAAACGAGGCAAAACGCAUUCAAGGACUUUACCGCAACUCCAAAAAGCGUGCAGCCCGACGUAUCCUCGCCAAUAACUCCACCACCUUCACCGGUUCUCGACAGUCUGCGCAGGAUUAUUUUACCGAGGUCUUCUCCACCCGCCAGUGUGACACCAAUACCCUCUUGAACCACCUUCAACAAUCUGUCCCACCCUCCGAAGAUGACAAUUCCCACCUGUCGACUGAGAUGUCUGAAGAAGAGGUCAUGGCCAAGCUACGUACUGCUUCAAACACAGCCCCUGGACCUGACCGAGUCGAAUACCGUCAUCUCAAACGUGUCGACCCCAACGCCAAACUCCUUCCCCUCAUCUUCAACCGCUGCCUUCGUGAGCGUGACGUACCCAAGGCAUGGAAAGAUGCCCUCACCAUCCUAAUCUACAAGAAGGGAUCCUCGGAUGAUGCCUCCAACUUCCGCCCAAUUGCCUUGAUGUCCUGCAUCUACAAAUUGUUCAUGGGUGUGAUUGGCAAACGUAUCUCCUCCUGGGCCAUCCGAAACAACAUUCUCUCGGACGAACAGAAGAGCGCCCGUCCUGCAGAAGGCUGCUAUGAACAUACCUACCUGCUCAAAUCUGUCAUACGUGACGCCCGCUUGAACAAGCGUACAGUAUAUGUUGCCUGGCUCGACCUACGGAAUGCCUUUGGAAGCAUCCCCCAUACUGCAAUCCAGACUACCCUCCAACACCUUGGCGUACCCGAAGAACUGAUUUCCUUGAUCACUAACGCAUACACCGGUGCGACCACCUCCGUCCGUGUUGGCCAAGAGACCACUGACCCCAUCCCUAUACGUGCGGGUGUCAAACAAGGAUGUCCUCUCAGCGCGGUCCUAUUCAAUCUAUGCUUGGAGCUUGUCAUCCGUUCAGUCAAACAGAAAGCGGCAGACCUUCCUAAGAACCAAUCACUCUCGCACUUUGAAACUCUUCUCUCUUGUCUAGCUUACGCUGAUGAUCUUGUCCUUGUUGCCCGUAGCAAGGACGCUCUCCAGGCUCUCCUUGAUAGUGCUUCCUCUGCUGCGUCGGUUAUUGGCCUUGAGUUCCGUCAGGAUAAAUGUGCUACAUUAUCAUUUGUCAACCGCAAAGGUGAACCAGCCCGUGUGGACCGCAAUGUAUUCCGUAUCCAGGACCAAGUCAUCCCGUCCCUCGCGGCCGAAGAGUCCUAUCGUUACCUGGGUGUCCCAAUUGGCAUGAUCCAUAACAUCAAUGAUCUGGAUGCUAUCAUUCCUCAGAUAACCGAAGACCUCGCCGCCAUCCGUACAUCACUACUGGCCCCAUGGCAGAAAAUCGACGCCAUACGUGUCUUCGUUCAACCGGCCCUGACGUUUGCCCUUCGUGCUGGCGAUCCCAAGAAAGAAUCGCUGUCUGCGUAUCGUACAGCCCUGAUCAGUACCCUCCGUGACAUCUGCUCCCUACCAAAACGUUCUUGCCAACCGUAUUUCUUUGCGCAAAAGAGUGCAGGAGGACUCGCCCUGCAAGAUCCAACUGCUGAAGUAGAUGUCCAGUGCAUCGUCCAAGCUGUCCGCAUCCUGUCAGCCAAUGACCCCUCCGUGACUGCUGCUGCUCGUGCUGAACUCCGUGCUGUUGUCCGACGCUCCACCCGGUCAAAUCCCUCGGCGAAUCUGAUUUCAAAGUACCUCUCCGGUGAUUCUGACGGCCCAUGUUCCAGCCUGUAUUAUACCUACUCCUCCCUAUGGUCCCGCUGUCGUGUUGCCUGUCGGAAACUCCAAGUCAAAUUUGUGUUCUCCGACGAUUCACCACCAACCAUCUUCGCUGAUGACUCUACCACCGAAGCCAAAGCUGUGUCAUCCUUCCUACACCGUGCUGUACAGCAACGUUACGGCAAGAAGUUGAUGGACCUCCCAGACCAAGGGAAAGUCGCUCGCUGCCUCGUCUCGGAUGACUACGGGAACGGUUCCACCUGGCACAACUCAGGCCUGAACAUCAGGUUUAAAGACUGGCGCUUCAUCCACAAAGCUCGAUUGAACUGUCUCCCAACCAAUGCUGUGAAAGCUCGCUGGUCUAACACUGCACCCACCUGUCGCCACUGUCCUGAAGCAGAAACCCUUCCUCACAUACUCAACCACUGCCGUCCCGACCUGGUACACAUCCGCCAUCGCCACAACAAAUUAGUCACUCGUAUCACCAAUGCUGUGCGCUUUGGCAACGUCACCACCGAUCGUGCUGUUGCAGACUCUGGCUUCCCUCUACGCCCUGAUAUCGUCAUUGAAGAAGACAAGAAAGUUUUAAUAAUCGACGUAACAUGUCCCUUCGAUAAUGGUCCAGACGCGCUCGAGGAAGCUGCUCAAGAGAAAGUCAACAAAUACUUACCUCUCAAAGAACACUUCACUGACCUCAACAAACAAUGCGAGAUAUAUCCCUUCGUUAUCGGUUCUCUUGGUUCUUGGUACCCACAAAACGAACUGCUGCUAAGACAACUCGGUAUGACGAAACGAUAUAAAUCCCUCUUCCGAAAGCUCUGCUGCACCGAUGCCAUCCAAGGUUCAUGUGAUGUCUUCCGCCUUCACAUGGGAUGGGACCAAGCUGUAUGA
Molecule: messenger RNA, 3774 nt
Organism: Paramuricea clavata
Lineage: Eukaryota; Metazoa; Cnidaria; Anthozoa; Malacalcyonacea; Plexauridae
Source: the annotation of a GenBank genome assembly